AUGUUUCCAUUUCAGGUCUCAAGUGCAUACAAGUAUCAGAGCAAAUUUCCACAGGAUGAACUUUCAAAUCCAAAUGAUAAACUAACUAUAUCGAUUUUGCUCAUCACCUUCGACAAUCCGAAAGGAACGUUAAACAAUGGCGAUCACUGCAGUAAUGUUCUCGGCCAGUUGCGACCGUGUAAUAUUGGUAUGACAAUAAAGUUUACACCACUUCCGUAUCAACCGGGCACCGGUGUAGUCAAACGUUUGGAACAACUGACUACUGCCAGUAAUAUGGUCAACUUUUCACCCGAAAAAUUGUAUGGCGAAUGGCACAAUCCGCAAGCGUUUGCGUACAACGGUACCUGGCAGGGCUUCGUUUUGAGCAUGUCAGCAUAUGACAUUUACGAAAGUUUGAUUUCCACAAGCCUCUUGCCAAUUUACAAUGUAGAUGUUUUUAUCGAGGGAAGUGAACUCGAAAAGAACAUCACCAUAAUGUCAGAAAGAAACAAUGAUGCCGGACCUGUUAGGUUUUCGUUCAGUUACAAGCUUCUGCAUGCCAAAAGUAAGCACUCUUUUGCAACUCUGUUCACUGACAGUUCUGUGUGUCAAGUUUUACGCUCUGGCCUCGCUCCAACUGAUUGA
Molecule: messenger RNA, 624 nt
Organism: Soboliphyme baturini
Lineage: Eukaryota; Metazoa; Nematoda; Enoplea; Dioctophymatida; Soboliphymatidae
Source: the annotation of a GenBank genome assembly